AUGUCAAAUCACGAAUAUUAUGGCGAAUACAUCCCCGAACAUCUGGCGGCAGUUAAUCAGGCAAAGCAGUCGGAGUUCACCUAUAAUGCCAGCAGUAGCUUCUCCACAGAGCAGACAGAUGGUGGCCAUUCCCAGGCCGGGCCAGUUUCAUUAACCCAAGGACAGUGGCAGGGACAAGACUACGCUUGUAGUGUGGAUAGCGUGUCAGAAGGCGAGAGGAGCUUGGGUUCCACAGUCAUUGGAGGAGCAGGGGGCGCGUUUUUUGGUCAGCAGGUUGGGAAGAAAUCGAGUCAUGGGAUCAUAGCAGAUUAA
Penicillium argentinense is the source of this 312-nucleotide messenger RNA. RefSeq lists its product as uncharacterized. The transcript has 3 exons. NCBI's taxonomy places the organism in Eukaryota, Fungi, Ascomycota, Eurotiomycetes, Eurotiales, Aspergillaceae. The record is from RefSeq and is a predicted model, not a curated record. Bases 1 to 312 code for a protein of 103 amino acids.